AGGUGUCUCGUGCCUGUCUGUGGCGCCACACAUUUCCACGAGUCAACAACGUGGUUUGGUCUUUUUUUUUUCGGUCUAAAGGUUUGCUGGUCAAGUCAAGGAAUGAAAAGAUCCGAAGCCGCAUCUUCCACUCCAAACGAGGAAUGUCCACCUGCCAAGAAACCUCUGUCUCCAACUGGCUGUUGCAAGAGCGGCACCAGGAAUACCCCCAGUCUUCACUCAUCAGCUGAUGGGUCCUCCAAUAGCCUGACUGCAUACCCCGGCGCCCAGCAAGAAAACAUGGAGCGCGUGCGUGUGCUGCUGGAGAAGCACCGACUGCAGCGGCACUACGAGGCCUUCGCCCGCCUGGGCGUGGAGGACCAGCGAGACCUCCUGGACAGCGUCUCCGACCAGGACCUCACCGACAUGCAUUUAACUCCUGUGGAGAGGAACCGCUUCAGGAACAUGCAGGAGUUUAUCCGUCAGCUCGGACCAGAUGACGUCCCUCUCCCCCGUAAGAUGGAGGACACUAAACCAGCAGAAGCCUUCAAGAUGAAGCCUUCCAAACCAGCGGAAGCCUUCAAGAUGAAGCCUUCCAAACCAGCGGAAGCCUUCAAGAUGAAGCCUUCCAAACCAGUGGAAGCCUACAAGAUGAAGUUCAAACCAGCAGAAGCCUACCGCCUGCUCUACACGUUCCCUAAAUGCGCAGAGAGAAGAGAAAUCACUGGCUUGGAUCCUGCUCAGAACUCUGUGGAGGACGUGCUGGUCAGGAUUGGCCACCAGGAGAGCGUCGGUAACAGCAUGGCGGUGUGUGUGUUCACCGAGGAGGGCAUGCCUCUGAGCGAUGACCCCUUCUUCAACACAUGGUCCCUGAGUGAGCGGCAUAUUGAGAAUGGAAGUGAGCUGUACGCCAUCUUCACCCCCAAAGAGAACGUGCGCUCGCCGCCCAAGACCCCCCCGCUGAGAGAGGAGGGGGACCCCGGAGACCACACCGUGCGCUGCCACGUCAUGCUGAGGGGCUUCUACGAAAUACAAGUGGACCUCGCGUGCGACACGCUCGCCAAACUGAAAUCCAGACUGGCCAGUGAGAGUGGCAUUCCAUCGCAUGUUCUGCACCUCAGAGAUCUGUCCUGGAACAGCGCCGCCCCUCUGGGUGAGCUGGGAAUUACAGAAGAGUCCGUGCUCCUCUUCUCCCUGUCUUCAUUCGACGAGACGCCACCGGACCACGAGACCACGUUCACCAGCGACGUCACUCCCUCCGUCCAGCAGACGCAGCUGGGCCUGAGCGUCUUCUACUCAACACUACAGUGCAUCCAAUGGGAGCACACAACAAAGGUGAUGAAGAAAAUCCUGAACUACAUCCGACGCGUCACAGGCUGUCCACCGCUGGUUCAGUGUCUGCAUCAGAUCUUGUCACGCAACGAAGCUGCGACCAGGACCCAGAAGAUCGCGGCGGUUGAGGGGCUUUACUUCCUCUUCAGGGAGCUGCUGCCUAGACCCUCCAGAGUGUCCGGUGACGCGGCCGUGGAGGACCACGAGGUGUUCGAGCACUCGCACCUGUGCUGGGCUCACCUGUUGGCAGAGGCACAGAGGCACAGGUACACACACUCGCACCUGUGCUGGGCUCACCUGUUGGCAGAGGCACAGAAUGAGGCUCCAGAGAACAGGAAGUCCACCUCAGUCCAGAAUGAGGCUCCAGAGAACAGGAAGUCCACCUCAGCUCAGAGUGAGGCUCCAGAGAACAGGAAGUCCACCUCAGCUCAGAGUGAGGCUUCAUGUGACGGAGAGUCCACUCCAGUCCAGAGUGAGGAUUCAGAGGACUGGGAGUCCUUCUCAUCCCAGAGUGAAGAUUCGGAUGUCUAUGGUUCCACUUCAUCCCAGAGUGAUGAUUCGGAUGUCUAUGGUUCCACUUCAUCCCAGAGUGAUGUUUCGGAUGACGAGGAGUGCACCUCGGACCAGAGUGAGGAUUCGGAUGACGAGGAUGUGCAACUGUACUGUGAGCAGACGCGCCUGCGCUUCUUUGAGCCCGUCCGCCUGGCUUACCUGCUCCAGGUGUUUGAGAGAUCUCAGCUCCUGCGGAAACUCAAGGAUGGAGAGUCCAUCCCUGGCUGCCCCGCUGCGCUGCACAGGGAGGUGUGUGUGCGGAGGGCCACUGAUGUGGAGAAGAUGCUGCUCAGUCUGCCCCCCUGGAUGAACCACUACGCUGCAGACAGCAGCCUGCCAACAUACCCUGGGACCAACUUCUGUGUGCCUGUGCAGAAGAGCUUUGCGGAGCUGAAGGAGGGGCUGAACAGGUACCUCCACCUGCAGGUGACUCCGCCCCUUCGCCUCAAAGAGGUGGGACUUGAUGCCCCGCGCCUGGUGCUCCUCGCCAAAGACAACCUGGGCCUUUUCACGGGGAGGAACAAGGGGUCGCAGGGAGAAGCACUGCUCUUCAACUGUCUUACUGGGAAAACCGUCAACGAGAAUCUAGACCAACUCUCCAAUCGGCUGGGAGAUGUCAGAACUGAUCAGGCCUUGAGUAUUAGCCGAACUCCUCACGAGGCUAUUCUGGUGCUACUGGACUCCAGCACCUCUAUGCGUCACGAGUGUUAUUUCGCGGACGCAGAGAUGGACCGCAUGACGGCGGUCAAGCAGUUGUUUGAUGCCUUCGCCAACAGAAGCAUGGCCUACAACUUCCACAUCGUCAUCGGCCUCGUCACGUUCGGCAGAAGUGUGGACAUUAUCCACACCUUCACUGAGAAUCUAGAGAAGUUUAAGCAACACAUGCAGACUCUGGAGGCCAAGGGCAACACUCCGCUGUACGACGCGCUGCACCUCGCCGCUGCUGAGCUCAGCAACAUGAGGGAGCAGUUUCCCCAGUGUCGCCUCCGCGCACUCUGCCUCACCGAUGGCUACGACACCUCGUCCACCCAGUCCCCGGUGGAGGUGACCAAUAAGCUGCUGAGCUCUGGCAUCGUGGUGGACAGCAUCCUGGUGCGCGGGAGAGACGACUCGGUCGGCAACGAGAACAUUCUGGAAAUCAGCCGAGACGACCGGGUGCUCCACGGAAUCACCAACGCAACAGGAGGCUGCUGCUUCAAGCCGGCCACGAGCACAGAAGCCCUGAAGCUGUUUGAGAUGGAGACAGUGCUGUCGCUGGAGAGCAGGAGGCUCAAGAGGAAACCUGUGGACACCAUCAAGAGCCUGGGUGAUCUCAGUGGAGGUUUCUCCCGCCGUGGCUAUGACAAGCAGCCUGACGUAAAACUGCCUGAAGAAAUCAAGAGCAAAGUUACCGUCACCGAAAAGGCGGUGAGGAAGUCCAGGCGGCGUUGGCUGAUGGAGAAGGACAAGCGCAUUCUGGAGGAGCUGAAGAGUCUCCACUGCGACCCCCAUCCAUACUGCUCCUUGUUUCCCUCCGAGAAAGACUUCACGUUCUGGAGGGUGCUGAUGCGGGGUCCCCCUGAUACCCCAUACGAGGACGGAGUGUUUGAGCUGUACUGCCAGUUCGGCUCCGACUACCCCAUCAAACCGCCCCUGGUGAGAUUCAUCACCCCUGUGUACCACUGCAACGUCAACAGCGUGGGGAGGAUCUGCCACAGCAUCUUCGACCGCAACUACUCGGCCCACAUCACCAUGAGGGAGAUCCUGGACGCCAUCUACGGGCUCCUCAUCGCCCCGGAGCCUGAUGACCCUUUGGACAGUGUGCUGGCGGAGGAGUUCAUGACCUCUCUGCUCCUGUGUGUUGUAGUGUAG
Sardina pilchardus (European sardine) is the source of this 3714-nucleotide messenger RNA. RefSeq lists its product as uncharacterized. Lineage: Eukaryota; Metazoa; Chordata; Actinopteri; Clupeiformes; Clupeidae. The coding region runs from base 103 to 3714 and encodes 1203 amino acids. Gene Ontology annotation, molecular function: ubiquitin conjugating enzyme activity. The transcript is spliced from 26 exons. Gene Ontology annotation, cellular component: nucleus. The record is from RefSeq and is a predicted model, not a curated record. Gene Ontology annotation, biological process: protein K48-linked ubiquitination.